CUCGUCGUCUUCCUCGCCCCGCCCCGACGCGAGCUGCUUGCUGUGCUUCCCUCUCUGCGUGCGCUACCAGCCAAGCACAGGUGCUGCUGAUCCAUCUCCCGCCAGCCCGCGCGCUUCCUCCCCUUCCCUUCCCCCAAAACUUUUGCUCCCCCCACCGACAUCCCCAGAUCCCGAGGCCCCGACACAAGAUUUUGCUUAAUGCUACUUUAUGUGUGUGUGGAUAAUGGAGUAAUCCCUGCUCUGUGUAUCUGAGCUCACACCAUGGGUAGCAGUGGAGCUGACGCACCAACUAAGACAACGAAGGCAUCUGCACCUCAGGAGCAACAACCACCUGCCAGUUCAACUGCUGCAACACCGGCUGUUUACCCAGAUUGGGCCAACUUUCAGGGAUAUCCUCCAAUUCCACCACAUGGGUUCUUCCCAUCACCUGUGGCAUCAAGCCCACAGGGUCAUCCUUACAUGUGGGGAGCUCAGCCUAUGAUACCACCAUAUGGAACCCCCCCACCACCAUAUGUCAUGUAUCCUCCAGGAGUAUAUGCUCACCCAUCUAUGCCUCUGGGUACACACCCAUUUACUCCUUAUGCCAUGACCUCUCCAAAUGGCAAUACUGAUCCUACUGGAACUACAACUGCUACUGCUGGUGGCGAAACAGAUGGCAAAUCCUCUGAAGGAAAAGAAAAAAGUCCCAUUAAAAGAUCUAAAGGAAGUUUAGGUAGCUUGAACAUGAUUACAGGGAAGAACUCUGCUGAACAUGGUAAAACCUCUGGGGCAUCUGCCAAUGGAGCCAUUUCUCAAAGUGGGGAAAGUGGGAGUGAUAGUUCUAGUGAAGGAAGUGAAGCAAAUUCUCAGAAUGAUUCACAUCACAAGGAAAGUGGACAAGAGCAAGAUGGAGAGGUUCGAAGUUCCCAGAAUGGUGUAUCACGUUCGCCAUCCCAGGCAAAGUUGAAUCAAACUAUGGCAAUCAUGCCAAUGCCAUCAGGUGGCCCAGUUCCUGCUCCAACUACAAACUUGAACAUAGGAAUGGACUACUGGGCCAACACAGCAAGCUCCACUCCAGCAAUGACUGGUAAAGCAACUUCAGCUGCAGCUCCAGGAUCUAUGGUUCCAGGAGAGCAGUGGAUGCAGGAUGAACGUGAACUCAAAAGGCAGAGAAGAAAGCAAUCAAACAGGGAGUCUGCUCGCAGAUCUAGGUUACGUAAGCAGGCUGAAUGUGAAGAGUUGGCUCAACGGGCUGAAGUUUUAAAGCAAGAAAAUGCUUCACUUAGAGAUGAAGUGAAUCGGAUCAGAAAGGAGUAUGAUGAGCUUCUAUCAAAAAAUAGCUCAUUAAAGGAAAAACUUGGAGACAAACAACACAAAACUGAUGAUGCAGGAGUUGACAAUAAACUGCAACAUUCUGGUGAUGACAGCCAGAAAAAAGGGAACUAAUUAAGCUAUCGUGCAAUGCUCCUGAGCAUAGCCCUAACUAGAUUUGGCAGGCGUAAUUGUAGUAUGCGUAUUAACUUCAUACUUAUUGCAGUUAAUUGUUACCAGGUUGUUAUAAUGUUAAUGCCAACUUUGUGUGGCUGGUUCCUGUUUCAGAUCUGUCUUGGCUUAUCUUUUAGAAGUCAAGAUAUGACUGGCAAUGUAGGUCGUGACCCAGUUCACUGUAUCUGUUAGAAAUAGUUUAUAAACUCAUGUUUACGAAUCUGUAUUGUUGACUACUAUUGUUAUGUACACCUGAAGAUACCUGUAUUUUAUAUAAUGCAGUCAGGUUGAA
Oryza brachyantha (malo sina) is the source of this 1756-nucleotide messenger RNA. Its product is annotated as bZIP transcription factor 1-D-like. Gene Ontology annotation, biological process: regulation of DNA-templated transcription. Gene Ontology annotation, molecular function: sequence-specific DNA binding; DNA-binding transcription factor activity. Gene Ontology annotation, cellular component: nucleus. Bases 262 to 1425 code for a protein of 387 amino acids. The record is from RefSeq and is a predicted model, not a curated record. The transcript has 13 exons. Lineage: Eukaryota; Viridiplantae; Streptophyta; Magnoliopsida; Poales; Poaceae.